This is a messenger RNA of Colossoma macropomum (tambaqui), 2529 nucleotides long. It is a transcript of the gene hnrnpdl, whose product is annotated as heterogeneous nuclear ribonucleoprotein D-like. The coding region runs from base 139 to 1035 and encodes 298 amino acids. Gene Ontology annotation, biological process: regulation of gene expression. The record is from RefSeq and is a predicted model, not a curated record. Gene Ontology annotation, cellular component: nucleoplasm. The transcript has 7 exons. Gene Ontology annotation, molecular function: poly(A) binding; poly(G) binding. Lineage: Eukaryota; Metazoa; Chordata; Actinopteri; Characiformes; Serrasalmidae.
GAUACCGUCGGCCAUUUUAGCAGCCGCGACAGUGUUUGUGUGAGUGCGUGUGUGUUGUUGUCGUCGAGGUCUUUUUAUACAUUAUCAUAGCUGUACCGGCUCUGUAGAGGUCAUCACCGCAGGCUUACAUACCCGAAAAUGCAGGCAGAACAGGAAAAUAUUGACUUCAGCACCGAUGAAUUUCCAGAAGGGUCCAAAAUAAACGCGAGCAGAAAUCAACAGGAUGACGGGAAAAUGUUUAUUGGAGGUCUGAGUUGGGACACCAGCAAGAAAGACCUUACAGACUAUCUGUCCAAGUUUGGAGAAGUGUUGGACUGCACUAUCAAAACGGACCCCAUGACUGGCCGUUCCAGAGGCUUUGGGUUUGUGCUUUUCAAGGAUGCAGAGAGUGUGGACAGGGUUCUGGAACUGAAGGAGCACAAACUGGAUGGUAAACUGAUUGAUCCAAAAAGAGCCAAGGCCAUGAAGGGGAAGGAACCUCCCAAAAAGGUUUUUGUUGGAGGUCUCCAUCCUGAAACGACAGAGGACCAAGUUCGGGAAUACUUUGGAGCUUUUGGAGAUAUUGAAAACAUUGAACUCCCCGUGGACAGUAAAACAAAUGAGAGGAGAGGGUUCUGCUUUGUAACUUAUGUGGAAGAAGAGCCUGUUCAGAAGCUUUUGGAAAACCGAUACCACCAAAUUGGAAGUGGAAAGUGUGAAAUUAAAGUUGCCCAGCCUAAAGAAGUCUACAGACAGCAGCAGAAUAGAGGCGACAGGGGCUUUGGAGGAAGAGGUGGAUUCAGGGGUCGUGGAAGAGGAGGACAAGGUCAAGGCUAUAACCAAGGUUACAAUAGUUACUAUGGACAGAACUAUGGGGGCUAUGGCAAUGGAUACAACCAGGGAUAUAAUGGCUAUUCUGGGUAUGACUAUUCAGGCUACAACUAUCAGAAUUAUGGAUAUGGACAAGGAUAUGAUGAUUACAAUACUCAACCGAGCAGUUAUGGCAAGGCCUCUAGAGAGGGUGGAAACCAUCAGAACCAUUACCAGCCAUAUUGACAAAAUGACUUGACCUGCCAAGACUUAUGGUAAGACUAUAGCUUGACCUUUCCAUUUGGCCUCAUAUAUCAAUUUAAAGAUCAAUAGACAACACUGACUAUUAUAAAACAAACAAGUGCUUUGCAAUUUCGUGCACCCCAUUUUGAGAGAAUUUGAGAAUGUCUAUAGAUCUUUAAUUGCUAAUGCUUGUGUAGUGGUGUGCCUUUUCCUUUUUUUAAGCUCUCCAGAAAAACGUAAGCGUUUUUCUGUAGGUUUUGUUUUUCCAUUUUCCUCCCUGCUUUUUAACAGGUGAUCAUAAGGAAAUAACAUAGAGUUGAUAGCAAUACUAACAGGUAAAGUACUGCUAAAGGGUACAGAGUAAGGGCACCUCUCCUUAUUUUUUUCCAUUCUUUCCCUAAUUCUGAUUAUUGUACCUUGUUUGUACCUGCCAGCGGGGGACUUCAUUGCAGGCCGUGUGUCACCUGACCACGAAAUUCUCUGGGCGUCGCACAUAGCGGGCAGAGAGCACGGCAUGCACAAGAAAACGCUGUCCUGUGGUAUGGUCUCUUGAAACUUCCUGUACCAGCGUUAAAACAAAGAAACAUUAAAAAAGGAGAUCACUCGUUUUCCCUUAAGUUGUCAAUGUUUUCUUUAACAGUUUUUAAAAUGGGUUUUUUACAGGUAUUUAGCAGUGAAACCUAAGUGAUUUUGACUGUUUGUUGUAUUCUCUUUUUAUUAAUUUUAGUGUUCUUGUAUUUCAGUUCUGGAGCUUCAGUGAUUUUUCUUUUUGUUCUCCUAUAAACGGUCUCCAACCCCUGUAAACUGCAGAAACUCAUAAUGCUUGCUUUUUCUUUAGAAUCCAUAGAGAACUUCAAAUGGUACACCUCAAAUCCUUUCCUUAAAAACCUAGCUGAUAAAGAUCAUAUGUAAACCAGUCUUAUGAAGCCAUGAAAAGCUGACACAAUUGGUCAUCUUGAAAAUAGUUACGGACUGGCUGGAAAUUAUUAAAUUUGAUAGUGAAAAUCGUAUUUGGAAGCGCUCCGAUUUGGUGAGAUUGUCCACCAACCCAGUGGAGCUGAAGCUUUUGCUGGCUGACGAGCUGCUUUGUGAAAGUGUUAAAGUUGUACAUAUGAUCUUUAAUCUUGAAUGGUGAACUUAAUAGCUUAAAGUCGACAGCUCACGAAGUUAAACAGAGAAACAUGGAGGUUCAGUUAAGUGCUUGUCUUGUAAAAGUGAGUAAUGGCCAUCUUGUCUCCUCUCUUCUAGGUAAGCAGGCUGACUGACAGUUUGUACCCCGGAGGCAGCUUGUGGAUACCCUGUCCUUCUUAAUCAGAGAGCGUCUUGAUUUUAAAAAUACCUUUAUUUGGUUUUCCUCUAAAGAUGAAGACAUGUAGUGUGUCUGACCUUGUAAAUAUUUUGUCCCCAAAUUUCUUAUCCUGUGCGUUGUUGAGGUAGAGCCUAUAGGUUUCGUGCUGGUGUGUUCUUAAAUCUUUAUUUGGAAAUGUAUUUUUUUUU